CCUUUGCUGCAAUUUCCCAUUCACCUGGCUUGUGGGCGAGUGAACGGAGCCCUGACGGCCACGAAGAUAUUGCUAACAGCAAUGGGCAAAGAAGGAAGACUAGUCAAAAAUAAGGAUGGAGCGCCGCCAUUGUUUAUGGCUAUCGAAUCGGGUAACGUUCCGGUAAUAAGAGAGCUGCUAUCUCAACUCAGCAGUCAGCAAGUUGCCUGCCAAAGAGAGGACACAGGGGACACAGCUCUGCAUAUCGCCUGUCGGAAACGAGAUGUGGACGCUGUCAAAAUUCUCAUCGAUGCCAAGAUAGCGCUGGACACAAAGAAUAAAGAGAAACAAACACCAGUGCAUGUUGCCACAUGGGCAGGAGAUGAGGGUGUACUGAAGUGCCUGUACGCUGCUGGAGCUAAUUUUAGUAUUCCAGAUAAGAUGGAAAGAAUGCCACUCCACAUAGCAGCAGAGUGUGGACAUACGAGUUUGGUGGAUUUCCUCAUCAGCCACUGUAAAGCCACCCUCACAGAACGGACACGAGAUGGCAGCACUCUCAUCCACAUCGCUUCCAAAUAUGGGCAUCCGGAAACGGCGCUGGCAUUUCUCAAGAAAGGUGUCCCCCUGUUGAUGCCCAAUAAGGAUGGGGCUAUAUGUCUUCAUGUGGCAGCCAUGAUGGGCCACACAAACGUUGUGAAGGCGCUCAUUGCCAAAGGAGCUGCUGUGAAUUCGGCAACAAAGGAUGGCCAGACUGCCCUGCAUCUUGCAGUCAAAUACAAAAUGCCACAAGUUGUUCAGGCUCUUAUUGGGUGUGGAGCUCAGGUGGAAACCAAGGGUGGUGAGCAUUUAGAGACUCCGCUUCACAUAGCCGCGCGGACAGAAGAGGGCGAGACAUGUGCCGAAAUGUUACUGAAAAGUGGCGCUGAUGUCAAUUCUACUCGAGAGAAUGGUGAAACAGCACUGCACGUGUCAGCCAGGUACGGGAGACUCAGUGUUCUCAGAGCUCUGCUCAGAGAGGGGGCCAAUCCGAUGUACCAAUCGAAGGCAGGAGAAACAGCUUUACACAUCGGGACUCGACAUUGUCACCUGGAAGUUGUGAAAGAGCUGCAGGAGUUUGUCUGUCUCAAGAAAUCUCUGCACGAUGCAAUCGCUUUGGUUAACCAGCAGAAUUAUGAAGGGGAGGCUCCGAUUCACUGCGCCUCUGAGAUCAAGAAGAGCCAGGCACACAAUGACUUCGAAGACACGGACUUGGUUAAGUUGAUACUGAGCUACAAUGCAAAUGUAUCAUACACCACAAAACUGACACAAGAAAGCUGUCUACACUACUGUGCCCGGGCUGGUAAUGCUGACGUCAUGAUGGAGAUUGUCAAACAUCUGGGUGCGCUGAUUCAGGGAAUAGUCAAUAAACAGUCUAAGAAUGGCCAGUCCCCAUUGCUGGUGGCCAGUGAACAGGGACAUCUGGACAUUGUGAAAAUACUUCUAAAGAAUCAAGCCAGGGUGGACAUUUUUGAUGAGCAUGGAAAGACUGCCCUACAUCUGGCAGCUGAAAAUGGCCACGAACAAGUAGCAGACAUGCUCCUCUAUCACAAAGCGUUUGUCAACGCUAAAUCCAAGCAUGGACUCACACCGCUGCACCUAGCAGCAGCCAAUGGAAAUGUGGCGCUCGUUAAGUUACUGGUUGGGAAACAUGCAGCCACAAUAGACGCCCUCACUUUGUCCAAGAAGACAUCUCUACACAUGGCAGCUGAGAAUGGGCAGAAGGAGGUGUGUCGAGCUCUCAUCAAGAUGAAGGCCGAUACCAAUGCAACUGAUGUGCAUGGGCAGACACCGCUUCACCUAGCUGCCGAGAACAAUCAUUCGGAUGUUGUCAAAUUGUUCCUAAAGUACCGACCAGAGCUUGUUACAAUGGCAAACACUGAUGGCAUGACCUGUGCACACAUCGCUGCGGCUAUGGGCAGUGCCGCUGUAAUCAAAGAGUUGAUGAAAUUCAACAAGAUUAUAAUUACGACUGCCAAAAAUAAGACCAACGAUUCAACUGCCCUACACCUGGCAGCCGAUGGUGGCCAUGCUGAAGUUGUCAAAGUCCUGUUGGAGGCAGGAGCUUCUGCCCUGGAGGAAAAUGCGGAUGGGAUGACAGCUUUGCACCUGGCUGCCAAACAUGGACACAUCAACGUGAUGAACGAGCUGAAAGGUUACAUUCCAUUUAACACCACCAGUGCCAAGACCGGCCUGACAGCCCUGCACGUCGCCGCUUACUUUGGCAAGUCUGACUUUGUGAGAGAGAUGUUGAUCAAUGUCUCCGCCUGUGUAAAAAGUGAUUCUCCAAUGUCAAGUGCGUUUGGUUCCCAGUGGUCUUCAGAAUCGGGCAUGACUCCCCUCCAUUUUGCUGCCCAAUCUGGCCAUGAGGGUCUCGUGAGAAUACUGUUAAACUGUCCAGGAGUGCAGACGGAUUCUGCUACCAGUGUUUCGGGCUCCAUUCCACUUCAUUUGGCUGCAGGAAAUGGCCACACCUCCGUGGUCAGCCUUCUUCUGAGUAAGUCCACUUACCAAAUCCACACCAAGGACAGAAAAGGCCGGACAGCCCUCUUGCGAGCAGCAGCCAACGGCCACCUGGAGAUGUGUGCCUUGCUGAUUGGUCAGGGGGCUGAUAUUAACACGGCAGACAGGAACGGCUUCACAGCUCUUCACUUUGCCAGCAAUGCAGGCUACAUCAGUGUGGUCAAACUACUGGUUGAGUCUGGAGCAUCAGCAAACUUUGAAACUAAGGAUGGCAAGAUACCAAUCACGUUCGCGGCUUCAGCCAAUCACAUCGAUGUGUUGAGUUAUUUGCUGAGGAAAGAUCACAGCACCCGGCUACUCAUGGAGGACAGGAAAUUUGUGUUUGAUCUGAUGGUUUGUGGGAGAAUGAACAACAACAAGUGUAUCGAAGAGUUCAUUCUUUUAUCUCCCGCUCCGGUGGAUACAGCAGCAAAACUGGCAAGGAACUUUCAACUUCAGGCAGAAAAAGAAAAGGAAAGAUCAAGGGACCUUGUUGGCGCCAGUGUGUACUGUGAAUCUAUGGCGGUUGAGCUGGCAGCCAUCGCCUCCAAUGUCAGUGGUGCCAGAAAGUUGCUAAAAGCUCUAGAUCCUAAUGGAAUUCCUUUUCUGGAUGUUCUCAUUGAAAUGGAGCAAAAGGAGGUUGUGGCCCAUCCUGCUGUACAGAAGUAUUUAUCAGACGUCUGGACAGGAGAUCUUCGUUGGGCUAACUGGAAAAUUGUCAUGCUUUUCUUCGCACUUAUUUUCAUCCCUCCGGUCUGGAUUCACUUUUCCCUUCCUAGAAAACACAGGUUUCACAAGGUGCCAAUCAUAAAAUUCCUGACCUAUCUUGCCUCGCACGUUCACUUGAUGAUACUGUUGUCGCUUGCCAUUGUUUCCCCUCUGGUACCCAUCUACAAAUCAGUCUCACUGAUCCCCCACUGGAACGAGUGGCUUCUUCUGGCCUGGCUGUCAGGACUACUGGUUUCAGAACUGACAAAUCCCGGAGAUAGACAAGGUCUGGGCUGGAUUCGAACCGUGAACCUCGGUAUUAGUGCUAUCGCUAUUUUCUGCCACCUUUUGGCGACCGCGUUUGACGACAAUGAUCGUAUGGUACUACUGUAUAUCCGCAAUCAGUUCUUCGCCUGGGUUCUGCUGUUGACUUUUGUACAGUUGUUGGAAUUCUUGAGCUUUCAUCACUUGUUUGGACCUUGGGCCAUUAUCAUCAGAGACCUAAUUAAAGAUCUGGUUCGAUUCCUAGUCAUCUUGCUCAUUUUUAUGUUGGGAUUUACGUUUAAUUUGACAGCUCUCUACCAGCCUGUGUACAGUCCGUCUGUGAGUAGCGAGGUAGGAACAGGUUAUCCAGACCCUCCUCCUCUGGAACCGCUGGACACAUUUGAGUUCCUCUUCUUUGCCCUGUUCGGGUUGACAGACCCAAGUGCUUUCCCACCACUGAACCGAAGCCCCUCAUGGACUCUGAUCCUGCUAAAAUUUGUAUUCGGCACCUAUAUGAUGAUAAUCUUCGUGGUGCUGAUCAACUUGCUGAUCGCCAUGAUGUCCGACACUUACCAGCGCAUCCAGCAACAGUCGGACGUGGAGUGGAAGUUUGGCAGAGCAAAACUCAUCAGAAACAUGAUCAAGACAUCGGCCACGCCGACUCCGCUGAACUUGUUCACGAUACCGUACCUCUACUUGAAGAUGGCAUGGAAACUUAGAUGUAAACUCUGGAGCCCCGAAGCGUCCUCCUAUGCAAAUGAGGAAGACCACGACACACUAUCUGACUCGCUCUCAAUGGACAAUUUCGGAGGAUCGAAUUUUCUAUGGAAGCGCAAAAGUACAGUCGGCCCCGCAGUUUUGACACCCCAUAUCACACAAAACAUCGAAGAUGUAGUCAACUGGAAACUGGUCUGUCACCGCUACUUGAUAAUGCAGGGGUCGUGUGAUCUAGAUGGGUCAGUCAACCGAGGUACUGACCUCAUGGGCAUGGACGCAAUGGAUGACCAGGUCAACGGUACAGAUACAUUUAAGAAUGGCGCCACAAACCGAGCAGCGGUCACCUGA
Messenger RNA from Candidula unifasciata, 4554 nucleotides. The record is from the annotation of a GenBank genome assembly. NCBI's taxonomy places the organism in Eukaryota, Metazoa, Mollusca, Gastropoda, Stylommatophora, Geomitridae.